This is a messenger RNA of Arvicola amphibius (Eurasian water vole), 828 nucleotides long. RefSeq names its product TLC domain containing 3B (gene Tlcd3b). Gene Ontology annotation, cellular component: membrane; endoplasmic reticulum. The coding region runs from base 1 to 828 and encodes 275 amino acids. The record is from RefSeq and is a predicted model, not a curated record. Lineage: Eukaryota; Metazoa; Chordata; Mammalia; Rodentia; Cricetidae. The transcript has 5 exons. Gene Ontology annotation, biological process: lipid homeostasis; ceramide biosynthetic process. Gene Ontology annotation, molecular function: sphingosine N-acyltransferase activity.
AUGGCCCUGCUCUUCCUGCUGGGCUGUGCUUUCUUCCCACUGUGCUUUGCUGGCCUCUGUUGGGGGCUGCAGAACCAAACCAACUUGCAGAUGGAGAGGCAAGAGGCUGUUUUGGUGGCGUCAAAGCUGGUGUCCUCUGUCCAAGCCAUCAUGGCCUCCACAGCUGGCUACAUAGUCUCCACCUCCUGCAAGCACAUCAUUGACGACCAGCACUGGCUGUCCUCGGCCUACACACAGUUUGCGGUUCCCUACUUCAUCUAUGACAUCUAUGCCAUGUUCCUCUGCCAUUGGCACAAACACCAGGUUAAAGGGCAUGGAGGGGAAGACGGGACGCCCAGAGCCCUGGGCAGCACCUGGGCCGUGGUCCGUGGCUACCUGCACAAGGAGUUCCUCAUGGUGCUCCACCAUGCGGCCAUGGUGCUGGUGUGCUUCCCACUCUCGGUGGUGUGGCGGCAGGGCAAGGGGGAUUUCUUUCUGGGGUGCAUGUUGAUGGCCGAAGUGAGCACACCCUUCGUCUGCCUGGGCAAGAUCCUCAUCCAGUACAAGCAACAGCAUACGUUGCUGCACAAGGUGAACGGCGCCCUGAUGUUGCUCAGCUUCCUGUGUUGCCGGGUGCUGCUCUUCCCCUACCUGUAUUGGGCCUACGGGCGCCAUGCCGGCCUGCCCCUGCUCUCAGUGCCCCUGGCCAUCCCGGCCCACGUCAACCUGGGCGCCGCGCUGCUCCUCGCACCCCAGCUGUACUGGUUCUUCCUCAUUUGCCGCGGAGCCUGCCGCCUCUUCCGACCCCGAGGUUCCCCACCACCCUCUCCUUGUCAGACUCAGGACUGA